Messenger RNA from Aspergillus alliaceus, 576 nucleotides. Its product is annotated as DUF3716 domain-containing protein. Bases 1 to 576 code for a protein of 191 amino acids. The record is from RefSeq and is a predicted model, not a curated record. NCBI's taxonomy places the organism in Eukaryota, Fungi, Ascomycota, Eurotiomycetes, Eurotiales, Aspergillaceae. The transcript is spliced from 3 exons.
AUGGCUCCCACUAGCGACCUUGAGCAGGCUGUGGCUUGCGUUGAUGUCAAGUAUCCUGACGUGGAAUCACUCGCUGAGAUAGGCGCGGAUCGUGAAUGGCUUGUGAGAUCUGUCGAGGAGAAACUCCAAGGUAUCUCUAGUGUCGAUAGGACUGCUGUUCGUUUGUUGGACAUCGCCCGUAGCGGCGGUAUUUCGAGUGGAGGAAAAAUCCAGUUGACCAACAAGAACCAUAAGGCGGCGUACAUUUUGCAUUGUCGCGGUCUCGAAGCUCAGGUGCCGUGUGAUAAAUGCGAAAUGUCUGGUGGUCGCUACACAACCUGCGUUGUCUCACCCUCCUUUCGUGGCGCUGCCUUGCAUAGUGGUGCCUGUUCGAACUGUCUUGCCCGUGGUAGGGGAGCUGAAUGCUCGAUUCGUCGCGCGUUCGAAAAAACCGGUGGUGGCGCCCUAGACCCUGGUAGUAUUGGGUACCCAUUGGCCAUUCCAUCCUUGUUGACUAGCGUAGCUAGCAUCGGCCCAACAUGCAGCAGUGACAGUGGCGGCAAUUACUUUGUGGAUGAUGCAGGCCCUCAGCUGUGA